UCCCCGCCCUGCUGGCGUUGCCAUGGUAGUGGGUGGUGGGGCAGGCGGGCAGGGCGAGGCCGCGUCCCCGCGGCCGGGCUGGGGCUGCGACUGCUCGGAGCCAGGCUUGUGGGGCCGCAGGAUGGGCUGAGGCGGCGGCAGCAGCUGCCCUGACCAGAACUAGAAACCAGUCUUGAAAAUGGAGAUGUAUGAAACUCUUGGAAAAGUGGGAGAGGGAAGUUAUGGAACAGUCAUGAAGUGUAAACAUAAGGAUACUGGGCAGAUAGUGGCCAUUAAGAUAUUUUAUGAAAAACCGGAAAAAUCUGUCAACAAAAUUGCAAUGAGAGAAAUAAAGUUUCUUAAGCAAUUUCGUCAUGAAAACCUGGUCAAUCUGAUUGAAGUAUUUAGACAGAAAAAGAAAAUUCAUUUGGUAUUUGAAUUUAUUGAUCACACAGUUUUAGAUGAGUUACAGCAUUAUUGUCAUGGACUUGAGAGUAAACGACUGAGAAAAUACCUCUUCCAGAUCCUUCGAGCAAUUGAAUAUCUUCACAACAACAAUAUCAUUCAUCGAGAUAUAAAACCUGAGAAUAUUUUAGUUUCCCAAUCUGGAAUUACUAAGCUUUGUGAUUUUGGUUUUGCUCGGACAUUAGCAGCCCCUGGAGACAUUUAUACAGAUUAUGUGGCUACUCGCUGGUAUAGAGCUCCUGAAUUAGUGCUAAAAGAUACCACUUAUGGAAAACCUGUGGACAUUUGGGCUUUAGGCUGCAUGAUCAUUGAAAUGGCCACUGGGAAUCCCUAUCUUCCUAGCAGCUCUGAUUUGGAUUUGCUUCAUAAAAUUGUGAUAAAAGUAGGCAAUUUGACACCUCACUUGCAGAAUGUUUUUUCCAGGAGUCCCAUUUUUGCUGGGGUAGUUCUUCCUCAAGUUCAGCAUCCUAAAAAUGCAAGAAAAAAGUAUCCAAAGCUAAAUGGAUUACUGGCAGACAUAGUCCAUGCUUGUUUACAAAUUGAUCCUGCGGAGAGGGUGUCAUCUACAGAUCUUCUGAAUCAUGACUACUUUACUAGAGAUGGGUUCAUUGAAAAAAAUAAAAAGUCCCCUACUAUCAACAUGUAUAGAUUCAUACCAGAACUGAAGGCUAAAUUACUACAAGAAGCAAAAGUCAAUUCAUUCAUAAAGCCCAGAGAAUAUUCUAAAGAAAUUGAACCCACUAAAGAAGACAAGAAAACAACCUACAUAAAUACAUUGCCAAAUAAUUCAAUUAUAGGAAAGGAUGUGGACAAGGACAAAAAGACCAAAGAUAUUAAAGUCAGAGCUUAUAAAAUAAAAGGAGGGAAAGGAGAUAUUUCUGACAGUAAAAAGAUAGACCAUGAAGGAGGAUAUUGCCAACGUGACACUUCGGAAAAUUUUCACACUUUUUCUCAAGAUAAACCUGUAACAACCGAAUCACCUAUCCCUGCAAACUUCAACAUUGAUUCUAAUAUGAAGGAAGAUUCCCACACUAGUGGGUGUAUGACCAUGCCACCCAUCAAUCCAAAUAGCAGUAAUUUGACUGCUGCAAAUCCUAACUCACAUUUCACCCACACAAAUACAAGUAAUAAGACAUCUGAAAAAGCUAAGAAGAGAAGGACUUCCUCACAGUCCCUCAUACAAUCUGUGUCUAACAACAAGCAAGAGGAUUCAGGCUUUGUUCAAAAUCAAACAGAGAGGGGCACACUUCAUGAUCGAAUAUCUCAAAAUGAUCAAACAGCAAAUGGGAACAAAAGGAAAUUGAAUCUUACCAGGAAUGACAAGAAAGAGAUCCAUUUCCCAGAGCUGCCUUUCACAAUACAAUCAAAGGAAAUGAAAGUAAUGGAAGUUAAACAGAUAAAGGUGCUGAAGAGAGAACAAAAGAAAACUGAUACAUCUAAAAUACCAACUUUACUUAAUGUGGAUCAAAAUCAGGAAAAACCAGAGGUGCAUCUUAAUAAAAAAAAACUGCAGCUUACAUUAAGUUACAGGAUUUGAUUUGAUCAUCUACUCAACUUUGUGGUCAUUGGUGGUCAUACUUAGCUUUGGUUCAGGCCUUUAGUAAUGAGGAAGAAAAAAUUCCUGAAUUCCUGAUACGGUAAGAUCAUUAUUUCUGGAAGCAUCAAAUAUUGCUGAGCAAUAAAAUAGAACUGACAAGCAUGAAACACAGCUUUUGUUUCUGCACAUGAAACUAUUAGAAGAGCACUUAAACAUACUGUAUAUUUUUAAGUGAUAGAAAAGUGGGAAAACACAAAUGAACACAGUUCUAGGGUCUCCAGGCCCCAUCAGCAUACUAAUCAUUUAGUAGUGUAUAAAUAAUUUAACAAUACUACAUCCAGGGUUUUGACAUCAGAUAAUUUCCAUUCUUAUCCAUAGUCCUUACUAGCUUGGUUUGUAAUUUUAGGAAGGAAAUGCCCAUUGUGAGGGGAAAAAAUUUGAAGAUGAACAGAUUUUUCUCAGGGUAGUGCCUUUGUAUCCAAAUAAUCUUAAAAAGGGAAGAAUUUGGCAACCUUAAUACUAAAAUCCUUUUUUAUUUUGUGUACCAUUGAAAUGUAAUGUGAGCUGCAAAGACAGCCAGUCAUCUGAAUAACACCAAUGAACUCUUUCUGUUUUGUUAGCAAAAAUUUCACUUUUUUCUAUUUGUCCCUUCAGAUGUGAUAUUUUGAAAUGGAAGUAUAAUGUCACCUGUUUUUCUGCUUUUUUUACUUAUUGUGAUUACUCAGUAGGACACAAAUCCUACUAUCUAAUACACACUGUAUUAGUGAUGAUUUGAUUUCUGCCUUCUGAUAAUCACAAAAUCCUAGAAGUCAAAUUCUGUUUUAGGAUGAUCAGGCUUACUGAAAUACAUGUAAUACACUUAGUGAAUAUUUGACCCAUUGUUCUAAAAAAAAAAAAAAACCCAACCCAAAACAACAACCACACAUUACAGUUUCCAUGGAUUAAACUAUAUUCUGGUGUUCAGUAGUAAAGGUGAAUAAAAUAUUUGAAAUAAUAUGGUAUAAAAUCUUAAUGAAAUUCUAGCAUCAUCUUAAAUACUUCCCAGUACAAUUCAAAACUGAGUGAUCUUCCCUUUGACUAUAUAUGAUUUCAUACAGAAUCCUAUUAUUAUUUCACAUAGUAAUUAAUGUAAAAUAUUAUGAAAAUCCAGAGGAAACACACCACCAAAUUUCCUAAAGCAUUAAUAAAAUGAUCUUCUCUGAUGUUUUUUCAGAACUAUAUCUGAUUCUUUAGACAGAUAAUUGAGGUUCAGGAUGAUUCUCACAUAUAUAAAAAUUUAAAUGUGGGGAGUACUAGUAAGAAUUAGUGCUGAUUGCACCAGAUCAUUUGAGACACUGAAAGCAAUGAAAGCACUUGUUCCUACUUCUCCUGACCCGGUUUUGUCACAUACUGAUGAAUGUAAUUAAGGGGGAAGAAUACCAUAUGUUUAAUAAAUGGCCAGAAACUUGCCUAACUUACCCUUUCAGUGACUCCAAAAGCCUAGUUUUAAAUCCACUUGUUUAUUGUAUACCCUUCUAUGGCUGAAACUGAAUUAUAUGUUUUGUGAUAUAGAUCAACAUAAAACUGAUGUGUAACAAAUAGUAAUUAGUGUCUUAAAUUUAUUUAUUAAGCAGUUCAUAAAUAUUGUGUAUGCUUAUAAAAUGAAUUGUUAUAUACUUCUUUGCUUUCUUGGAAUUGUAAAUGAAAGAAUUUUGUAUUCACAGAGGAAAA
Molecule: messenger RNA, 3691 nt
Organism: Monodelphis domestica (gray short-tailed opossum)
Lineage: Eukaryota; Metazoa; Chordata; Mammalia; Didelphimorphia; Didelphidae
Source: RefSeq, a predicted model, not a curated record